Metopolophium dirhodum (rose-grain aphid) is the source of this 5604-nucleotide messenger RNA. It is a transcript of the gene sws, whose product is annotated as neuropathy target esterase sws. Bases 536 to 4048 code for a protein of 1170 amino acids. Gene Ontology annotation, molecular function: phosphatidylcholine lysophospholipase A1 activity. Gene Ontology annotation, biological process: phosphatidylcholine metabolic process. The record is from RefSeq and is a predicted model, not a curated record. Gene Ontology annotation, cellular component: endoplasmic reticulum. The transcript is spliced from 24 exons. NCBI's taxonomy places the organism in Eukaryota, Metazoa, Arthropoda, Insecta, Hemiptera, Aphididae.
UCCUGGCGAGGAUGCCCCUACUCUUUUUCGGAUGUUAUCACUAGUGGAUGAGUGAUAAACAAAACACAUGUUCGUUAUCAUUGUAUUGUAAUUCGGUCAUCUAAAUAUAGUACUAAUAAAUAGUCAAAUAUACAACUGAUACCUUCAUGAUUAAAGAAUUACAAAAUAAUAUUAUGUACAAUGACAAUGCCAGUGAAUGACUAUUAUCUCACCAUAGUUGACAGUCUGCAAGCUUCUAUGAGCCAUAGUUGUUGUUGGCUCUAUGAAGUGUGAAGUAUUAAUUUAUAUGAAUCUUACGACUAGUAGUUGUGCACUAGUGGUAGUCAGUACUGAAUUAUGUUUCGAAUGUUCCCUUGACUAUUGUACUACAAUUUCUAAACAACAAGUUUGUUUACACACCAAUGAAUAUUUCGUAUCAUGUCACAAUAUUUGACUUGUAAUUCGUUAAUAAUGUGAUAUAAUAAUUAGUUUCUCGGACAUUGUAUGUUUAUUAACGAUUGUCGUCUGUCUUUCAAACCGUCAACACGUUUAUGCAAUGGGAUUAUUUGACUUCACUAAUUCCUUCCGAGCUAUAAUCUAUAGUCCAGCUUUUCAACAAUGGAUAACGUCCACUUACUCUUUCAUGCUGCUAACAGAAAACAUGUUGAUGAUAGUUGUAUGCAUAGUAGCAUCAAUGUUAUUAAGAUUUGCCUUCUACAAAUGGAAAUCAAAAUUUCAUGUGAUUCGAGGAAGUGACAUCUGUUCUGUUCCUAAAACAAGGUUUCGAAAACGUGAUAGAGUUUUAUUCUAUGGCAGAAAAAUGUUGAGAAAGGUUAAAAGUAUAUCUGGACAAGUUCACGGCCAGGGGAAAAAGAGAAAAUUAGUAAUCAAAUUUGCUAGGCGUUUAUUACAAAUGAGGAAAGAAACAUUACCUCAGAGAUUAAACGUACUGGAACCACCUGCUGAGUAUUUAGAGGAAGAAUUAAUAACCAAAGAUGGGCAAAAUGUCCCUCCUGAUGCCUUUUAUAUGCUGCAAAGUAUUCGAGUUUUUGGCCACUUUGCAAAACCCGUAUUUUUAAGACUUUGUCGUCAUACAGAAAUCUUAAAUGUACAUGCUGGAUCACAUUUGUUUAAAGUCGGUGAUCCUGAUGAAAAUGUAUUCAUUGUCCAAAGUGGACUUAUUAGUGUGAAUAUCACUUCAAUUGAUGGCAGUAUUAUACCUCUGAAAUUAGUAAAAACGGGAGAUUGUGUUACAUCAUUAUUAAGUUUUACUGAUGUUCUCACUGGCCAUAAAAAGAAUUAUAAAACUGUUAGUGCUCAAGCACUUGAAGAUAGUACAAUAGUAAGAUUACCAGUUGCUGCAUUUCAAGAAAUCUUCGAUGAUGAUCCAGAAUCAUUAGUCCAAAUAAUCCAAGUGGUUAUGGUCCGUUUACAGAGAGUUACAUUUACAGCUCUUCAUCAGUAUUUGGGACUAUCUACUGAGUUGGUACAAAAUGGUUUAGAAGAAAGAAAAAUGAGUCCUUUCAUUUCAGCUACUAAAAAUGAGUCUUCCAUGUUUUUACAACAAGAAAUUUCUAUAACCGAUAAAAAAUUGGAAUCACUUUUAAAUCAGCCCAAAACUGAUCCAAAAACUGACCAAAAAGAUUGGUAUCUCAAAAUUGCUAGGAAAGUUUUUGUCAAAAAACUCCAACUUGAUAAUGAAGAUUUAUUAUUGGGAAAAGUGGAAAUUCGCAAAAUACCUACAAAUACAUAUGUAAUGCAAGAAGAUUCUCAUAAGGAUGCUGCAUUAGUUUUGUUGUUAAAUGGAUCAAUGAUAGUAUCACAAAAAAUGGACCCAGAAGGAUUAACUGAAGCUCAUAUGUAUUCAGUUAAUCCUGGUGAUAUUGUUGGUGGAUUAGCUGUGUUAACUGGAGAACCUGGAUUUCUGACAUUUAGAGCCAACCGUCCUAGUAUAAUUUCUAUAUUAUCAAGAAAUACUGUUUAUGAGAUUAUAAGAGUAAAACCACAAAUUGUCUUGCCUAUAGCAAAUACAGUGGUUACUCGGUUAUCAUCAUUUGUACGUCAAGUCGAUUUUGCAUUGGAUUGGUUAUUUUUUGAAAGUGGACGUGCAGUUUAUAGACAAGGUGAAGAAUCGGACAGUACAUUUAUCGUACUGAGUGGGCGUUUGCGUUCUGUUAUCACACAUGAAAAUGGUAAAAAAGAGUUGGUUGCUGAAUAUGGAAAAGGAGAUCUAGUAGGAAUUGUAGAAGUUAUUACCCAAACACCUAGAGGAACAACUGUUAUGGCAGUUAGAGAUUCAGAAUUAGCCAAAUUACCAGAAGGAUUAUUUAAUGCAAUUAAAAAACGUUUUCCUGGAGUUGUUUCUACACUUAUUAAUCUUCUGGGACAUAGAAUUUUAGGCACUUGGCAGAAGCCUACGAUUAGUAAAACACUAGAUACAAGACCAACACAAAGCAAUUUUUCAACUAUUGCUAUUGUGCCUAUAUCAGAUGAUGUACCACUAACAAGUUUUACUUAUGAACUUUACCACUCGUUAUGCUCUAUUCGAUCAACUAUACGGUUAACUUCCGAAUUUGUUAGAAGUGUAUUAGGAAAAUCAAUAAUGGAUUUGAAUAAUGAGUAUCGUUUGACUACAUGGUUAGCCCAGCAAGAAGACCAACAUAAAAUUGCACUUUAUCAAUGUGAUUAUUCGUUUUCUUCUUGGACUCAGCGUUGUAUUCGACAAGCCGAUUGUAUAUUGCUUGUCACACUAGGAAGUAAACAACCUAUAUUAGGAAAAUAUGAAAAAGAGAUUGAACGCCUAGCAUUACGUACUCAUAAAGAAUUAAUUUUGAUACACAGAGAAGAUUCAGAUUUACCAUCUAAUACAGUUGAAUGGUUGAAUAUAAGAUCGUGGGUAUCUUCACACCACCAUGUACAGUGUCCUAAACGUAUAUUUUCUAAACGUUCUGUUUCUGUAAUAUGUGAUCAAUAUGAAAAAAUAUUACAAACAGAAGUCAACAUACAUUCAGAUUAUUCUCGUUUAGCUAGAUGGUUAACAGGAACUUCUGUGGGUCUAGUGUUAGGUGGCGGAGGAGCAAGAGGUGCUGCUCAUAUUGGAAUGAUAAAAGCUAUACAAGAGGCUGGUAUUCCCAUAGAUAUGGUUGGUGGUGUGAGUAUCGGUGCUUUUAUGGGAGCUGUAUGGUGUGGUGAAAGAGAUAUUAUUGGAAUGACACGCAAAGCCAGCUCUUGGGCUGAGUCAAUGACAAAUCGGUGGAGGCAAGCAUUAGAUUUAACUUGGCCAUCUACGUCUAUGUUAACUGGUCAAUAUUUUAAUCAUACAUUGAUUUCUGCUCUCGGAGAAACACAAAUUGAAGACUUGUGGUUGCCUUAUUUUACAAUUACUACUGAUAUAUCUGCCAGUAAAAUGCGAAUUCAUACUCAUGGAUCUUUGUGGCGUUAUGUUCGAUCAUCAAUGUCUCUAUCCGGUUACAUGCCACCUUUAUGCGAUCCAAUUGAUGGGCAUUUAUUAUUAGAUGGUGGAUACAUAAAUAAUUUACCAGGUUAUGUUUGGAGGUAUGUGCGAGCAAGUAUGUCAAUUGCUGGUUUAUUUCCUCCCAUGUGUAAUCCUGAUGAUGGUCAUUUACUUGCUGAUGGUUGUUAUGUAAACAAUGUACCAGCCGACAUUAUGCGUAACCUUGGAGCAAAACAUGUUCUCGCUAUUGAUGUUGGAUCUCAAGAUGAUAUGGAUUUUACCAAUUAUGGAGAUAGUUUGUCUGGGUUUUGGUUAAUGUGGAAAAGAUUUAAUCCUUUUACUGCAUCAGUUAAAGUUCCAAAUCUGGAAGAUAUACAAUCUCGACUUGCAUAUGUUUCUUGUGUUCGUCAACUUGAGGUGGUGAAAACGAGUGAUUAUUGUCAAUAUAUAAGGCCUCCUAUUGACAAAUAUAAGACACUUCAGUUUAAAAGUUUUGAAGAAAUAAAGGAAGUAGGCUAUCAACACGGUAAGACAUAUUUUGCGGGUUUAAAGUUGGCUGGAAAAAUUCCGUUUGGAAAACAAGAAUCCAUGAUGUCUCAUAUUAAACCUGAAUAAUGUUUGCAUCUAGAGGUAUAAUAUUGCCAUCAAUGAAGUGAUAUUCACACUAACAAUGAAUACAUUUUCAUCAGGACCAUGAACAUUAAGCAAAUGUGAUCCAGCAUGUACAUUUAAGAUUUCAGUAUAACGACUGAGUCCAGUCCGGCGAUAACGUUCACCAUGAACGCACGGUCAUUACGCUCGCUCCGUUAUCUGUUUUUCAUACGCUAAUAUUAUAUUAUUAUACUCUGCCGUUACGUUUACAUAGUAUGGCGGCCCAAUCGUCUAAUAAUCGUGUCACAACUAAAACUAAUCCAACUUGAAGCAAAAGAAAUUUAUCUUCUUCAUCGCUUUCUCCCAAGCCAGAGGAUAAGAAAUCAAAAAUAUUCAUAACUCCAAACCGGUACUCAGUUCUCACCACACUAAAUGACUCUAACGAAAACACACAGCCAAACAUGACUCAAACUCAUACUCAAAAUAUCCCACCAAAACCACCUGCAGUUUAUAUCAAAGGCGUGAGUAAUUUUUCCAGUUUCACCUCAAACUUGAUUAAAAUUAUCAACACAACAGAAUUUAUCUGUAAAACCACACCUUCGUACCUGAUCAUCCAUACUCAUUUCUAUGAGCAUUACAGACUACUCAUUAAAUAUCUAAUUGAGAACAGCAUCAGUUUUCAUUCAUACCAGCCGUAUGAUAGGGCAUAGCUGUUUUCGACCAAAAACGUACCCUUCCCUUUUCGGCCGAUUCACUUUUCGACCAAAUUUAAAAAAGGUCCAUUCCCUUUUCGACCAAAACAAAAAGUUUUGUAAUAUGAUAUGUAAAAUAAAUAAAAUAAUUGGUAUAUAAUUUUUGUAAAAUUGUGGCAAUUAUAAUUUUAAAAAUUAUUUAAAGUAUAAGUUACAUAAAAUGUUGUAAAAUAAAAUAUUGUAAAAUAAAAUAUAAGAAUACCUAUAUAUUAUUAACAUUAGUUUUGUGUUAAUAUGUCACACUGUGCAUAAUAUUUUAUAAAAAGAAUAACAUAAUAAUAUACAAUUUUUGUCAAUAAUUAUUAAGUCUAAUAGUAAUGUGUAUAAUAUAAUAUUAAGAAAGAUAGUGACUCUCUACAAUACGUAUAACGAUCAGUCUUGAGGUACAUACUACAUAUUAUACUGAUAUAACUAUAUAUUAUGGUAGUAACAAUCACAGUCGACGAUCACCGAUCGUAUAUAAUAAAUCGUAAUAAUCGUAUUAAAAAAAAAAAAUGUUAAUAUAUGGGUAUUCUAUUUUACAAAAAUUAUAUAUCAAUUAUUUAUUCUACAUAUCAUAUUACAAAACUUUUUGUUUUGGUCGAAAAGUGAAUCGGCCGAAAAGAGAAGGGUACGAUUUUGGUCGAAAAGGGAAUCGACGUUUUUUAAAUUUGGUCGAAAAGGGAAGGGUACGUUUUUGGUCGAAAACGGUCUCGCCCGUAUGAUAAGCGUCCAUUACGGGUGGUGAUCCGCAAUCUCCACCAUUCUACCUCUACUGCAGAUAUAAAUACUUCUCUUUCGGAAUUGGGACACCAGGUUACCCACAUUCAUAACAUUAAGGGCCAGUUG